This is a messenger RNA of Astrephomene gubernaculifera, 2234 nucleotides long. NCBI's taxonomy places the organism in Eukaryota, Viridiplantae, Chlorophyta, Chlorophyceae, Chlamydomonadales, Astrephomenaceae. The record is from the annotation of a GenBank genome assembly.
CUUCUCUUACCCUAGUCCAGGUUAAGACACCAAACCCAGGUGGUGUCACAUUAGAUUGGCAUUCACGACCGACUCGCGAGGAUGCAGCUUGGUCAGCGUGUGCGCCCUUUCAGCGGCGCUUCGGCGACCAGCCGGCCUGCUCGCGCCAGCACCGUGAGCGUCCGGGCCUCCGCUGUGAAGCGUGACCCAAAGCAGCGUGUUGUCAUUACGGGCAUUGGCAUUUGCAGUGUUCACGGCAACGACCCGGACACGUUCUACAGCAAGCUGCUGGACGGAGUCAGCGGCGUUAAGACCAUCGACCGCUUCGAUGCGUCGGAGUUCCCUACCCGCUUUGCUGCCCAAAUCCAGAACUUUGAUGAUGAGGGCCUGAUCGACAAGAAGAACGCUCGCCGCUACGAUGACUGCCUCAAGUACACCAUGGUGAGCGGCAAGAAGGCGCUCAUCAUGGCUGGUCUGGAGAAGGAGCGCUGCUCGGAGGGCUACAAGCAGGUGGACCCCACCCGUGUGGGCGUGCUGGUGGGCAGCGGCAUGGGCGGCCUCACGGUCUUCCAGGACGGUGUUUCCAACCUGGUGCAGAAGGGCUACAAGAAGAUCUCGCCCUUCUUCAUCCCCUACGCCAUCACCAACAUGGGCGGUGCGCUGCUGGCCAUUGACCAGGGCUUCAUGGGCCCCAACUACUCCAUCUCCACCGCCUGCGCCACCGCCAACUACGCCUUCGUGGCCGCCGCCAACCACAUCCGCAACGGCGACGCGGACGUCAUGAUCGCGGGCGGCUCCGAGGCGCCCAUCAUCCCCGUGGGCCUGGGCGGCUUCGUGGCCUGCCGUGCGCUGUCCACCCGCAACGACGACCCCGUCAAGGCAUCCAGGCCUUGGGACUGCGACCGCGACGGCUUCGUGAUGGGCGAGGGAGCGGGUGUGCUGGUGCUCGAGUCGCUGGAGCACGCCACCAAGCGCGGCGCCAAGAUCUACGGCGAGUACAUGGGCGGCGCCGUCACCUGCGAUGCGCACCACAUGACCGACCCACGGGCCGACGGUCUGGGCGUGUCCACCUGCAUUGAGCUGGCGCUGAAGGACUCGCGCAUUGAGAAGGAGCAGGUCAACUACAUCAACUGCCAUGCCACCAGCACGCUGGUGGGCGACAUUGCCGAGGUGAAGGCCAUCAAGAAGGUGUUCACGGACACGCGGAACAUCAAGAUCAACGGCACCAAGUCCAUGAUCGGACACUGCCUGGGUGCCGCGGCGGGUGUGGAGGCAAUCGCAACCAUCAAGGCCAUCGAGACCGGCUGGCUGCACCCCACGCUGAACCAGCACAACCUGAUUGAGGAGGUGGCGGGCAUCGACACCGUGCCCAACGAGAAGAAGCAGCACCAGAUCAACGCUGCCAUCUCCAACUCCUUCGGCUUCGGAGGCCACAACUCGGUCGUCUGCUUCGCGCCUUUCCGCGAGUAAAGUAGGGCGGAGUAAAGAGGACGGAGCAAAGUGGACGGAGUAAAGUGGACAGGAGGGAGCUCAGGACUGAAGUCUCGGCAUCGGGGCGGACAUGUGCUGCGCGUGCUGAGGUACCGCUCGCGCCUGCAGCUGCCUGGGCGUCGCGUGCACUGCACCCGUUUCGUCGAACUCGCGUAACGUGUUGUGUGGCUGCGGUUGAGGCUGAGGUAAUGGGUGGCAAGCCGCAGUCUGGGCCUGUUGUAUGGCAUCAUACAACAUUUGCCUGCACGCCCUGACUGUCAAUGCGGCGGCGUCUUGGGCCUUAAUGCUCUGACGGCGUGUGUGUUGCGUGUGGAUGUUACGGGCGUUGCGUCGGCGUUACGAACCAUGCUGUUUACGGAAAUCGCUAUGCGUGGAGCCUGGAGGUGCCUUGCGAAGGGACGACUGGGGAGGUUAGGGCUGCGCCUGUGGGUCAAGGCAAGGGCUAAGGUUGCCAGGGAAUCCAACCUUCUGCGUCUGUGGGGGCAGGGGUGUGUGCGCUGUGCAGCCAGCCGUGAGCCUUGAAGCCCUGCCGCGUCGUUGCCCUUGCUGGUAGCUGAAAUGCGGCCGGUAGGCUUACCUCGGAACCCGCCUGACUGCUGUGGCUAGGGGUGUGAACGUGUGAUGGUUUGCAGGACAUGAGCAAGGGGGUAUCGCUGGGAGUCGCUGGGGCAUGCGAGCCAUGAGAAACUUUAUAUGAGGACAUUACGGGUGCAAUUAACUGGGUUCAUGCGAUCUGCGUAGUCCUAACACGUCUUACGUGCGGG